GCCUGCAUUUCAUGUCUCUAGGUCGCGGCGACUUCACAAGGCUUAGCAAGCAAAGAUGAGAUGUUUAGCUCUUCUUCACUCUUCUGCCGGCAAUGAUCAUGGCGACCGCUGUCACGGACAGCUACCUGAACGAAGACAUCUCGGGUCGACUCUCAGCCGCGACGACCGUCAUCGUUAUACUCACCACUACUCUUCUAGCCCUACGCAUAUACGUGCGAAGCCUCGCCCAUGUCUCUAGCGGCUGGGACGAUAUUCUGCUGGCUCCUGCUUGGCUUCUUUGCCUGGGAGCAUGUAUAACAUGUUAUAUGGCUAUCACGCAUGGAGGGUCCGGUCGUCACGUAGAAGCCGUGAUGAUGGACGACCCCAAGAAGCUGAUCAUACGUGGGAAAUUGCUCUAUGCUCUCAGCUGGCUUACCGCUUUCGCGAAUACCUUCUCGCGGACCUCCAUCUUAGUCCUGUUCCGGCGCAUAUUCCCUCCGGGCAUCACGCGCAUCGUGACGGAUCUCGCCAUCGUUUACUUGAUCCUCUUCGUCCUCGCGCAGGCGAUUGUCGGACUAACGGAAUGCCACCCGCUGGCAUACUUCUGGGACCGCAGCAUCCCCGGCGGGUGGUGUGUGGAUCAAUUCCUCUUCUACCGAAUGUCUGGUCUGCUGAAUAUCGCUGGAGACGUGGUGAUCCUGAUUCUGCCCAUUCCGACCGUCUGGACGCUUCAUGCGUCCCUGGCCAGGAGAACCGGGAUUGCCAUGGUGUUUCUGUCGGGCAGCUGUGGCCUCAUAGCCUCGUGUGUCCGAACCUCCUAUUUUUUCACAGCUGCCAAAUUGUCGAUGACCGACCCGACCUGGGCGGACAUCAACCUAAUGACCUGGACUACCGUAGAAAGUGGUCUGUAUCUCUCCGCUGCCUGCAUGAUCGGGCUGCGACCCCUGCUUAACCAAGUGGCGGGCUGGAUGACAAGGUCUCGCCUCGGGGUAUUCACAGCCAAAGGCACGAAGGCCCGAUCGCGGCGGAGCGAUCCAGAUGACGGAUCACAAUUGAUCUCGACUAUGAAGCAAGAUCAUAUCAACUUAGAGACCUUCGAUCGAGACCGGGACACGGACGAGAGAUCAGCCAUAGGGAGUGGGGCGAAGCAGCCCUCUGUUGUAUAGGAGGAGCUCUAGGCAAGCAAGGGCGUAAAGAAUGGACACGCGGUCACAAGAUCGCUGAACCUCGACACCAUAAUGCCUUUAGAUAGUCUAUGACCACUUUUCAAUUCGCGAAUUCAAUAUACAGCUCUCGAACAUCUAGUUGGCACUGCAACCUCAAGUCUACAUGUGCAGAAGACUAUCUACGAUCAUGCUGUCUCAUUCACGUCAUGUUGGGGAUGGUGAACUAGGAUUUCACACUUUGAACGGGAUGUAAUGAGCUGGUCUUGAUGUUACUAAAGUCAAUCUUGUGAUAUUUAUUAUCAUCACAUUGAUUGCCUUGUCUUGUACCUGUAGGCUACAUUAUCCCAUGGCGAAGUUGCUUCGUCCUUCAGCAACGGGCAGUUACUCCAACACAGCCGGAUGAGAG
Messenger RNA from Aspergillus uvarum CBS 121591, 1551 nucleotides. RefSeq lists its product as uncharacterized. The record is from RefSeq and is a predicted model, not a curated record. The coding region runs from base 99 to 1145 and encodes 348 amino acids. The transcript is spliced from 5 exons. NCBI's taxonomy places the organism in Eukaryota, Fungi, Ascomycota, Eurotiomycetes, Eurotiales, Aspergillaceae.